AGGCGGUUGCCAGGUAACGGGACGCGGCUUCCUGCACAGCCGCAGCCGGUGCCCUGCCCCCGCCCGGGACCCCGCCAUGGACGCCGAGUCGCUGCCCUACGCGCUGGAUCUGGUGGCCGGGAGCGGCGAGGGGCUGAGCUCGGAAAAGCGGGCGGCGCUGCGGGCCUCGCUGCUGCUGCUGCGCCGGGACUAUCGCUUCGAGCGGGUCCGGUUCUGGGGCCGCAUCCAGGGCAUCCGCGGGCCCUAUUACAUCGCCGAGGGGCUGGGGGGAGACCGCGCCGGGCCCAGGAGCCGCCUGUACAGCUUGAACUGUGUGGAGUGGAGUCUUCUGCCACCAGCUACUGAGGAAAUGAUCACACAGACUGCAGGGCUAAAGGGCCGUUUUCAGGGGGAUCCAUCUUAUGAGUAUGAUCCCACUGAGAAGAAGGGGGAAGAGAAUGAGAGAAUAUAUGAGGAGGAAGGUGGGCCCAUGAUCAAGGAGGAAAUCCGUCUUGUAGCUAUAAUAGAUCAGAUAGAUAAGGCCGUGGGUAUCGUCCCACGGGGUGCAUUUGUGAAGACUCCGCUCGGCCCUGUCCAUGAAAACAGGAAUUUUGAAGGUCUGUCUCUGACUGAGGCAAAAAAGUUAAAUUCCUAUUUCCACUUCACUGAGCCUUUUAACCUGAAGAACAGAACACUCCUGCAAAAGGCUGACCUGGACCCAUCCAUUGAUUUCCUGGACUCUCUGGAGCAUGAUAUCCCAAAAGCCCCCCUGCUGUUCCAGUCUUGGGCUCUCCUUCUCCACUCAGCUCUGGCAAUGCACCUCAGUCCUGACCCACAGCAGCUAUGGCCAUUCCUAUCCUGGACUCCUUCCACACUGCUCAGCCAACCCUUUCAACCUGAAGCAUCCCUGCCUUCCCAGGACAGGGCCUCUCUUGAGCAGAGAUUGUCAAAGCUCAGAGGAUCCUGGAGCAUCCAGCUGGAGAGGGGAGGCAGCCUGGUGGUUCUGAGGAGCUUGCUGUGGCCAGGACUGACAUUCUACCACGUCCCCAUAACUAAACAAUAUGGCUAUAUCUACCUUGGUACAGGUGAGAAGAACAUAGACCUGCCCUUCAUGCUGUGAAGUGCCCACCCAAGCUGAGGAUUCAAGGGAAGAGGUGUCACAUUUAGAUUUUAUACUUGGGGAUUUGUAGUUAUUGUUUGUUCUAAUAAACCCGUGUGAAACCUUUGCACCUGUCAGCAGUUUUCUGUGCCCCAGAAAGAGUCCUGAGGAUUUCCCUAAUGCCUCACUGUGUGUAUUCUUAAAUCUAGGCCCCCCGU
This is a messenger RNA of Gopherus flavomarginatus (Mexican gopher tortoise), 1296 nucleotides long. RefSeq names its product radial spoke head component 9 (gene RSPH9). Gene Ontology annotation, biological process: motile cilium assembly; axoneme assembly; cilium movement involved in cell motility. The record is from RefSeq and is a predicted model, not a curated record. Gene Ontology annotation, cellular component: axoneme; radial spoke. Bases 77 to 1099 code for a protein of 340 amino acids. NCBI's taxonomy places the organism in Eukaryota, Metazoa, Chordata, Testudines, Testudinidae. The transcript is spliced from 6 exons.